UAAAUACCCACCUACUUUGACAUUGUCCAAGUGUUCACACUUUCUCAUAUAUAUAUAUAAGUAGAGUGGCCAAACAAGCGAGAAAGAAGCAAACGGUAAUAUCAUAUUGCCGAGCGGUGAACUGCUAGACACAAGACAGAGAAGAUGGCGGUACGUCACGGAGUCCUCUCUCUGGUCCUGCUGGCCGUGGUCCUAGUGGUCAGGGUGGAGUCCGGCAAGAACUGGGCCCUGGUAGUGGCCGGAGCAAAGGAUUACAACAACUACUUUUCUCAGGCCUGCUCGUGCCACGCCUACGACACAUUGCGCAACAACAGCAUCCCCAAAGAAAACAUCGUAUACAUGUCUUACGAUGACGUGGCCAACGACCCUGAGAACCCCGUCAAAGGAAACAUCGUCAACGUUGCUGGAGGGCCGAACCUUUACCCCGGAUGUAAAGCAGACUACCGGAAGGAAGAAGUGACACCGGAAGUCUUCCUAAAAGUUCUGACUGGAGACAAGGAGGGCGUGAAAAAGCUGAUUGGUCGAGACGGUAAGGUGAUUGCCAGCGGUCCUGACGAUCACGUGUUCGUCUAUAUGAUUGAUCACGGAGGUCCAGGGAUUUUCUGCUUUCCAGGUUUUGUUCCAUUGCACAACACAGACCUCAACAACGCCUUCAAGCAGAUGCACAGAGAGAAAAGGUACAAGGAGAUGGUGGUUUACUUGGAAGCCUGCGAAUCGGGCAGUAUGUUCGAGGGCAUACUCCCGAAAGACAUCGAUAUCUACGCUAUCUCCAGCGCAAAUGCCCACGAGUCAGGGUGGAUGUGCUGUUACGAUACAUUCCGUCAAGUCUAUGUAGGCUCUUAUUUCGGCAACGGCUGGGCGUACAACACAGAUACGGCAAAUCUCCACAAGGAAACACUCUACCAGCAGUACGAACUGAUGAAAAAAGCCUGCAACGCCUCUGGAACAGUGAGUCACCCCACGCAGUACGGAAACUUGAGCAUGAACAGCGAAGUCCUCGCUCAGUACCAGGCAAAAGCGGAGGGGUACCAGCCUGGUGUCUGCGUCAGUACAUUAGAAGAAGUAGAUAAUACUCUGAGGUCAGAGUUCUCAUUCGCCGACAUUGACCUCAAUAACCCCGCCAUUGACAUGGUUCCGAUCGCCACCGCGGCUCGUCGCCUCAUCGAGUCACGUGAUCUCAGUGGUGAGAAGCGGGAAGAGCUCAAGGCCGAAUUACGUCACAUGAUGCUGGUCAAGGAAAAGGCCGAGUCAUUGACCAAAGACCUGGUCAAGGCAGCCUUGUUCAGCCCCAGAGGUCUGACGGAGAGAGACAUACUGGCCGGCAAAGAGCGAGUAUUUAACUCUGAAUGUUACAAGACCGCCCUCAGCCUCUUCUCUGCCCGAUGUCCUGGGAUCGACAUGGGGAAGUACCCAUUCGCCAGGAGAAAUCUGCAGGCCUUUAUCAACCUCUGCAAUCACCAGCCCCAGACUGACGUCAUGAACGCCAUCUUGGAGGUCACGGAGAAAUACGGAAUUUGCCGAGCUCUGUAGACCCCCAGUUCCCGACCGUCUCCCCUUCUACUGUUUUCUAUUUCUUUAUCUGGUGUCUAUUUGUUUUUGGUUGUUUAAACAAAUAUUUAUAUGUGUGGUGUUGUUGUUGUCCUUAUUUUGAUAACGCCUUCCUUCAAUAAAAAUGUUUUACUAAAAUGA
Messenger RNA from Aplysia californica (California sea hare), 1689 nucleotides. RefSeq names its product legumain. Gene Ontology annotation, molecular function: cysteine-type endopeptidase activity. Gene Ontology annotation, biological process: vacuolar protein processing. The record is from RefSeq and is a predicted model, not a curated record. NCBI's taxonomy places the organism in Eukaryota, Metazoa, Mollusca, Gastropoda, Aplysiida, Aplysiidae. The coding region runs from base 145 to 1530 and encodes 461 amino acids. The transcript is spliced from 2 exons.